Pogonomyrmex barbatus (red harvester ant) is the source of this 6341-nucleotide messenger RNA. RefSeq lists its product as uncharacterized. Gene Ontology annotation, molecular function: protein serine/threonine kinase activator activity; nucleic acid binding; zinc ion binding. Gene Ontology annotation, cellular component: Dbf4-dependent protein kinase complex. Gene Ontology annotation, biological process: regulation of cell cycle phase transition; positive regulation of nuclear cell cycle DNA replication. The record is from RefSeq and is a predicted model, not a curated record. Lineage: Eukaryota; Metazoa; Arthropoda; Insecta; Hymenoptera; Formicidae.
UAUUUCAUUUUUGACUGUGGAAAUAAAGUGUAUUGUUUUUUAAACUUGUCUUUGGAAAUUUUUGGAAAGAUAUAAUUUGUUACCCUCUAUAUUUAAGGUGUCUAAUACAAGCACAUCAAAGUUUUUAAUUCGCCAAAUUAAAUUAUAUCGUUAAAAUUAUAAACUGCCUAAAAAACAACGAAUUCGGGAAAUGAUUAGUUUGACGGAUGAAAUAAGUUUUAAAAAUUCCGCGUUGCCAUCAACGCCAUCAUCCGACGAGUUGAAUACAGCAACAUUUGCUUCGCAUAUGUGCACGACUGGUUUGAAAAUCCCUUGCAGCAAUAUAAUUAAAUUAAUAUGUAACCAAUUCGAUGCGUUUUGUGUAGUAAUCGCUACGUUAACUUAUUUGCAAGACGGACAUUAAUUGACAUUUAUCUCAUUCGAUUUGCUUUCACAAGAUGAAAGUAACGCUUUUUUUCGUCGCCGACUUCUUCCUAGAGCCUCGAUAAUUCACCAAAGUGAUUUAUAUUUCUCGCUACUCUUCACAAAACUUCUAUCUUGCAGACGAAUCAAUGUCUCAAUCCUCUUAGGAAUCACGAGAGACCAGUUUACCUUGUCAAAUAACUCGUCCCCUCAGCUCCUCAGCUCCUCAUCUGCUCUCACCUGUUCUUACCGCAGCAACGAAGAUUGAGCGCGUUGAAGUUGGCCACCCUGCACUCGCGUAUCCGUCCCGUUCUUGCCGCUGACUUCAGAACGCAUGAUCUCAGUUUACAGUGCGAGAGCCUGAGAGAAGCUUGGAGCUUGUAACGAGUGAACGAUUUAGACUUUUGCAGCCUUGCGAUUGAUCGAAGAUGACAUCUGAUCGUGUCGGCCGACGACAGGCAGAUUGGUAGUCGUGACAGAACGUGUUCUUGAUCCGGGUGUUCGAUUGUGACGCGCACAUUAUCACGGAGAACAAGAACGAGAGAGAGAGAGAGAGAGAGAGAAAGAGAAAGAGAGAGAUACAGACGAGCGAGGGACACAGAGCAUGCGACCGCGCCUCUGCGACGUUACUCGGCGUGUCGAGGAUGGGAAGUGCGCCGUCGCCGCCGACGACGACGAGGACGAGGGACGAAAGUGAGUUAGGAAACGUAACGUCGCUGCGGUACGUCGUGCGGUGCUGCAUCAUCAUCGCUUAGGAAUGGUAUCGCCGUCCAAUCAUCAACACCAGCAACAGCGCAGACAGCCGUCGAGAGAGAAUAAAUCCGAUCCGCGACGAACGUCACAUGCUCGUUUGCAAAAGGGCCUGAAACCUUUGGAAAAGAAGUCGUUCUAUUUGGACAUAAAGAACCAUGCCACUGCGACCAAGCUAGAAGCAAAGAUCAGGGAGUUGGGUGGUGCGAUCGAAGUGUUUCUAGUGCGCAGUGUGAAUCUUGUGAUCACUGAUAGAGUAGAUAAGACAAGUUAUACAAACGCUGAGAGACUUAGAUGGGCUUGCAUCAGCGGUGGCAGCGGGGGACCCCGCUCGCUGAGAAGCAUCGAAGUCCCUACGCCUACGCCUACACCCCCAACGCCGUUGUUGAGUUCUGAAUGCCCCUCAUCCAACUCUACCAAUCUACGGGGUCAAACUACCCAAAGAUCUAAAUCGCGGGUGGAUGCAAUGUUGGAACGUGCUCUGACACAGCCACAGCAGUGUUCCGUGGAUCCACUAGAUAACGCCCACAGUUGGGGAAUUCCUAUCUGGACAACGGAUAAGCUUCAGACUUGGCUUGACAAAAUCUAUGAAUCUUUCAAGGAUACUUAUAACUUGAAGCAGCUGAAGCAAAUCAAUCAGCACAGCUCAAGGAAAGACUUGAAGAUCAAGCAUUUAAAAAGACCAUACGUUAAAUUUGACUCUAUCUGCAGAACUACCAGACCUGUGUUCCUGGAAUUAUCGUUGUGGCCAACAUUAAACUUCGACGGUGAUCCUGGUUCGUGUCCUUUCGACACAAAGAAGAACGGAAAACGAGAAAAUAAAUUAACAAACAAAGAGGUCAAGGAGAAUAAGAGGGAUAUUGAAUCUAUAAAUAAGGCGGAGAGGGUCAUGGGCAAUUUUUUUUCGCAUGGACAGGGUAAAGAAAUGACUCGGAGACCCCGUGCCACCACUGCACGUGCCCGCAGAACAGAACAGCUGGUCGCUGGCUAUUGCGAAAUUUGUCGUAUUCAUUAUGACGAUUUGUCCAAGCAUGUGCAAAGCGAGCAGCAUUUAAACUUUGUGGGGAACGAUGACAAUUUUUUGUCAUUGGACACAUUAAUCAACGCGGGCGCCAAUGUAGAGGCAUUCUUAAAAUUGAACAGAACAAAAGAUAUCGAGAAAGACUGUGAUUUGUUCCCCAAUGGAGAUGGCAAUCUUCAUAACGUACUGCCAGAGGAAAAAGUUAACAAGAACACCAAGACUUUAAGUAACUUUGUUAACGAAAUAAAAAUGGUGAAUGGUGCACGUAGGAACCUUAAUUUAAAAUUAAGCUCGCCACAUAAUCUGCGUGCUCGUACAAAACACGAGAGCGGACAUCUCCUCAGAUCUAAGGGCAGUCCGUGGCACGAGGUCGACAAGAAUGAGAAAUUGUACGACAAGUUCGAGGGUUUUACCAUUAAGAAGCGUUCAAAAGGUACUAUUUGGAUUGAAGAAGAUGACCCGGAUGAAAAGUAUACCGAGAAUAUCCUGAAGGAACCCAAACAGGAAGACUACAAAAUCAGAUCGUUCUCGAAUGAUAUUGGACUUUAUAAUAGUAAAGAAGAUAAUAUCAGUAGUAAACAUAAUAAUCUGGAUCCACCAAAUUUGCAACCGGCAAUUGUACAUAGCAAUUCGCAAAAUGGUAUUAUAAAUUCGCGUCACAUAUCGAAGGAUCCAGAUUAUAUCAAUAGUAAAAAUGAAUGUAAUGGUGACGAAAACGCGGGUGUUUUGGAGUGUACGAUAAACAAGAACGGUGUAAUUGACAAUAGUUAUAUUGUUGAAAAUUGCAAAGACGAUCCGUUUCAGAGAGAUAAUUGUGCGUUACAAACGGAAAAAGUGGCAGUAGAUGUGAGGAAAUUUUCGUUGGACGGUGCGAAUGAGAUCGUUUGCAAUGGACAUAACGACAAAAGCGAACAAAAGGACUUGAAAGCGUCGCAGAGAGAGAAUAUUAAACAUAUAAAAUCUAAGCAUCCGCGCGUGAAUCGGAGAGGCGGUAGAAAUAUCAGAGGUCGACAUCGACUUUCGGUGGAAGAACGUUUGAUCGAGGACAAUCGUGCUUACUACAAAGUGGAAGUGUUGGGUAACAAACUGCGAUCGAGCGCGGUACCGGGUGGAAAUCCACAACACGUGACGUCGAAAGAUAGCGAGGGCGAAGAGAAGAAGGAAGUAUCAUCCAGCGAAAAACCGGUAGUAGUGCGGUUUAAACGUGUGCGAAAAUCAGAAUUGUCAUUACUGAGUGACGAGGCGGAAUCCUUCAUGUUCGGCGAGCCAAAGCGGGACGAUUCUAGCGAACUGACCAGUGAUGGCGAACAAAGUAGCAUGUUACCGAGAGAUACGGACAGCAGCGAGGCUAACGAGACUAUCAAUUCAUCAACGUCGCUAAAUUCAUCGAUAAAUUCCAGUCCCAUCAAACAGGAAAUUGUUGAGGAGGAUUCGCAAGACUCUGUGCAUCUGGGUAGAGCGAGGAAAAAAAGACGCACGCAAGCUGAAGUGUUUAUCAAGGAUAAUACUGAGUAUUAUAAGUUUGAGACUCCUGGCAGUAGGUUAAGGUACCAGGCUCCGUUGACCGGUAUAAAAGACAUCGUCGCGGACGGCAACAAAGAGCACGUGAUAGCGAAGGGAUCGGCGAAUGAAUCAGAAGAUUGCAAGCUACAAGACAGUGACGUUGUCGAGAAAAUAUAUCCGUCCAAGCCGUCGGCGGAGAUCGAGAAGAUGCAAUUCUCCUUUGAAUCGGUACCCAUGUCCGAACCGUGGUAUCAGACGUAUCAGCGUCAGGAUACAGGCGCCGAGUUUUGGCACUGCUUCAGCGAAUGCGACGCGAUGAAGCCGUUUCUCUUGCCGUACGAAAUCGAGAACUUCCCGGAGACUUUAAUGAAGGCACAAAGUAGAAUCGAGAACGGCAGGAGGAGGGGUCGCGGUCGCGGUGCCGGUUGUAUGGGUCGCUCGCCAAGGAAGAGCCCGCGUUGCCACGCCUCCACGUUGGCCAUUAUGUCCACCAUAAUUCGUAAAAGAGAACAACAAUCGAUUUUACCUACGAUAGAAGAAUCACCGUCCAUCAGAUCGCGCACGAACACACCCAGGCCCGAGCAAAAGCCGGAGUUAGACAUGGACGAGGAGCUGAAAGAGAUGACAAGGACGAUCGAUGAAAUGCUGAGUACAAAGGGUAUGACCGAGUUGGACUUCGAGCCUGAUUUAGACUUGACGCAGAAUGAUGAUUUCUGUGGGACGAAUUUACCGAAGGGCGCACCGCCAAAUUUAUUGGAAUUACUUGACAAUUGUCAGGACAUUGUCAAUUGUUUGGAAAAUAAUUCGUCAUGCGCUAGUUCGGAAUGUGGCGAGGCGAAUGUGGACAUUCCGCUGAGGCGACGGAAACGAAGGAAAAAUCGGACCGGUUGGCCAGUCGGUAACAAGAUGAAGAAAAAAAUACAGGCGAACAAUAAAAUUCUAACGGAUUGCGAUCGAGAAUCGUUGGAAAAGAGGCUUUAUCCUGAUAGCGGUUUUGUUCAACGUCAUACGUUGAAUACAUCCAACAGACCAUCAGAGGUGAUAGAUUCUCACACAGUAGCAACAUCGACAAAUCCAAUUGUAUUGCCGAGCGUUUCGGAACGAUUAGCUAUCGAUCGGAAGAGCAGCAACGACGCGUUAGAAAUUUGUACUUCCACCAUGCCUCAUAAAUCAUAUCAUGAGGCGCUCGCCAAGAGGGAUAAGAGUACAGACAUUGUUAGCAAUGAUAAUACGGGCCUAUCGGUAAAUACGGACAAGCGUGUGGAGUUUACCGUCUCAGAGAACGCGUGCGACGACGGGUCGAACAAGACUCACCUAUCGAACAAGGACUACCCAUGUAGGAAAGAUUCAUCGGAAAGUGAAGAGAUCUCGGAGAACAAUUUGGGCAACAAUGAUAAUUAUGAAAACAAGAAGAAUCUGUUCAGUAGGAAGGAUGUCGUCAACGCGAUCACCGAGAGGAGUCCGGUCGCAAAGUCGUCGGCCAUCAGGAAACAACGGCAGCGCGAAAACGUCGCCGUAACCAGCGCUGAUGACUGCGAGUCGCGAGAUACGGAGAUCGAGAAUCAGGACAAUUUGCAGUUGCAGUGUAAAAAGGAAGCGGAGUCCGGUAUAGUUCCUAAGAAACACCAUAAUUCCAGUUCCGAGUUGUCGUUGCCGAAGCGACAAUUGCGCGGCGGCAAUUGCGAGGAGAACUCGUCCGACACGGGGGAAUUGUUGAAACAUCGUCGUCACGGUAUCGUGUUCGCUACGACGCGGCGCGGUCGGAUGGGCUCGCGAAGGCGCAUCUAUUCCAGGAAACGUCAGUCGAGGACGACCGUCGCCCGAAACAAUGUCAAUCUGUCGUCGUCCGAUCACGGAGUGAUAUACGAAGACGAGAAUUGUAAAAAGGAUGCCUAUUUGAGUAUUACGUCGUGUAACAAGAAGCAACCGCCAGGCUCCGGAGUGCGCGGUAACAUGAAGCGUAAAAGCGAGGCCAUCUCAUCGUCAGACAAUAUACAGGAAACAUCCGAUCCAACGACGGAUCAAUGCGUAUUGUCUGAGCGCGUCAGUCCGUCGAUGAUGUCGUCCGCCGAACUCGAGCAGCGUCGCUCGAGUAUCGAAUUCCAACCGGUCGUGCGAAUGAUGAAACUUGACGAUCAGGUGGAUCACAGUAUUUUGUCGACGGUGACGGUGGCGAGCAAUCGGCGAUUAAGAAGUUCCGGCGGCUCGUCGCGGUCAAAUCCUAAACCGCCGAAGAAGCGUAUCAAGUCUAGCCGAGGGCAUUUUGGACGAUGGUUGAAGAAUAGCUGAAGACCUAAAGAACGAAAACGAAAAAGAAGAGAGGCUGUACUUCGGCUUAGAUUUUGAUGACGGUGAUCGAUUAUCGAUCUCGCGAUCCGAUAUUUCAUCCCGCCACAGUGUAUAUUGUGUAUAAAAAUAUUAUUUGUGUACGUAGAAUAGUAUUUAACAAUGCAUCAUAGUAUUAUAUAUAUAUAUAUAUCUCUUUAGUGAUACCAUUCUACUUAGUGACGUUCUUUCAGGUGGUUAGUUUUAAAACUCCCCACCCGGUAUAUCUCAUUGUGUACAUUCUUUAGAUGCGGUUUCUCAUCCCGGUAAAAAAUUUUUCGUAUAUAAAAUAUGUCCAUAAAAAUAUAUAACUACAUAUGAUUAUAUAUUAAUAUAUGCA